Molecule: messenger RNA, 2559 nt
Organism: Wasmannia auropunctata (little fire ant)
Lineage: Eukaryota; Metazoa; Arthropoda; Insecta; Hymenoptera; Formicidae
Gene: Rab2
Product: ras-related protein Rab-2
Exons: 4
Coding region: 147-791 (214 amino acids)
Cellular component (GO): Golgi apparatus
Molecular function (GO): GTPase activity; GTP binding
Source: RefSeq, a predicted model, not a curated record
AGGCCUGCCGAAGCGCCUGCGUGACGUCAUGCUGGAGCAGAAGAGAUAAGAGACGGUCAUAUAGGAAGGGAGUUCUGUUUCCUGGUGUGUCUCUCGGUGCUGCGAAAGAUUGUCCGCGCGUCCCGUCAGCCUCGCGUAUCGCCGAAAUGUCGUACGCGUAUCUCUUCAAGUAUAUCAUUAUCGGGGACACAGGAGUUGGAAAGUCCUGUCUUCUUCUUCAGUUUACGGAUAAGAGAUUUCAGCCAGUCCAUGACUUGACAAUAGGAGUCGAGUUUGGCGCUCGUAUGAUCACCAUUGAUAGCAAGCAAAUUAAACUGCAGAUCUGGGACACUGCAGGCCAAGAGGCAUUCCGUUCUAUAACAAGAUCAUAUUACCGUGGAGCAGCCGGAGCUCUAUUGGUAUAUGACAUUACGCGUAGGGAAACUUUUAAUCAUCUUACAACAUGGCUGGAAGAUGCAAGGCAACAUUCAAAUUCCAAUAUGGUUAUCAUGUUAAUCGGCAACAAAAGUGAUCUGGAUAGCCGAAGAGAAGUUAGGAGAGAAGAAGGCGAGGCUUUUGCACGGGAACACGGUCUCGUCUUUAUGGAGACCAGCGCUAAAACUGCGGCCAAUGUAGAAGAAGCGUUCAUCAAUACGGCAAAAGAAAUAUACGAAAAAAUACAAGAGGGCGUCUUUGACAUUAAUAACGAGGCAAAUGGUAUUAAGAUUGGACCACAGCAUUCGCCAACAAGUCCUGGAGGUUUAGCAGGAACUGGUGGACAAGGUAGUGCGCAGGGUGGUGGGUGCUGCUAGGGGCUGGGGCUCACCUGUCCACCGCUUCAUCCUUCUCCGAUCUGAAUUGACCUUACUCCUGCUCUUCGUUUUAAUCUGAACACACUUUGUACAACUUAAUUUCGCGCAUGUCGCGGUCAUGAGGUAACAAGUGACAAUUGGUGUAUUUAUUAGUUGAAAUAAUCUUAUACACGUAAAUAAAUAGGAUUAUUGUAAGACGAAAAUGUUAUACAUCACUAAAAAAAUCAUGAAGCAUUAAUAAAGUCUUUAUUUACAAAUUCUCGUAAAAGAUACGAAUGAAGUUAUAUCAUUCUUCAAUAUAUUUCUGGCGGACUUAACUCUAAAGCAACAGACGUACUUUCUCCAGCUCUUGAUAUACAAUUUAUUAACAUAUACAAUUAUUAUUUAUAUAAUCAUUAUAUAUAUAUAUAACCAUUUUCGUUCUUGCACAUCACGUAAUAGUUUUACUUUCUAUAUACAACAUGAGACAUUGUUUUAAACCGGUAUCUGUGAGGUUCCACUAAUUUUUAUUGUAGAAAUAUUUUACAUUUAUUUAAGUAUGCAUAAUAUAAUUUUUAACUUUAAUUAUAUUGUUGUAAAGUCUAGCUAAAAGCUUGUCCCCCACUUUAUGCAGCACGACGUGAAAUAAUUGUAUUAAGUAAUGUAUAUCAAUUAUCGGGAGUGAUAAAGCGGGAGAAGACAGGCACUUCGAUUUAAUGUUUUAUAUUUGUUUAAUAUGUAUCGUGUACUGUAAUGUAAUGUGCACUAAUGAUCAAAAUUCCGUUCUAUCGGUAGUGGCUCAUGGACGCUGAUGUACCAGUUAAAAUUGAUUUGACGUGAUUUACACCUAAUUACCUAAAAUAACAUUAUAUAUAUGUAUGUAUUGAUGUAUAAGAUGAUGAUUAUAUAAAACGUAUAUUAAUCAAUGCCAUCAGAAGGCCUAUUUAACCAGAUUUAUAUUCUACAUAAUAAUUACCAAAAAGAUCUCUUAUUGCAUAUAUUGGCUAUUGGUAUCAUUAUUUAUGGCCUUUUCAGAAAACGAAGACAUUAUUAGUGCUAUAAACGAAUCAAAAAGAUACAUUUUUACAAUUUAUAUUAUAACCGAAGUCCCCUAAUAUUCUAAUACAUAGCACAAGGAUUAUAUGUUUCAAUUAGACCAUAGAUAAAGAUAUCAAUCCAAAUAUGGCAGUGAUAAUUUUACCUGUACUUUAUCAAAUCCAAAAAUAACUCCAAUGAAUAUUCCUGUUCUUCAUUUCGCAAAAAUAAUUAUGAAUAUUUCAGAAUCUACAGAGACAUGAGACACAAGAUAUUUAAAUACAUGAUGAAUUAAGGAUAUAGGCUUUAAUAGUGCACGUUAUUAUAUUUAUUGAAAGAUUCGCAUCAGCUGGAAGGAAAAAAAAAGAAUUAUGCAUUAAUAUUAAUAUUUGAUCUCGAUGAAAUUAUGACGAAACGCAUCUCUAUAAGCAUAAUAUAUAUCUAAUUAGUACAAAUUGGCUUCUCUGAGCAUUGUUAUGGUCAAAUGUUAUUUAUGAUGUCUUAAAUUACGAGCUUAUAUCUAAUUGUUAUACCAAAGAAUGUGUCAGCAUUGUAUAUCUCUUUUGCGCUUGUACACUGUAAUAAUUAAAUAAUGUACAUUGGCAUCAGAAAAUCACAAUUCAGUAUAUAUUUGAUUUAGUAUAAUCUAGCGAUUAUUCUACACGGUCGAAACCAAUUGACGGCUUGUGAUGUAUUUUGUAUGUAUGCUUUGUGGGCAUAUCUUUUCAAUUGGAAAAUAUAUAUGUGCACAUUA